AUGCCGACACCAGACCAACAGACGAAGCAACAACAAGAGACGAAAUCUCGAGAUUCGGUUAUGCUCCAAAUCUGGCUGAACGAGCCUGAAGACGUCGUCUCUGCGACUGAUGCAUGGUCCAGUCAACGGGCUCUUGCCAAACCGAGACACCAUUUCGACCUCGUCCAAUCCUCCCGACCGAAGAGCAAAACAGCAAACAUAGCACCAGCUGCCUGA
Fusarium proliferatum ET1 is the source of this 216-nucleotide messenger RNA. RefSeq lists its product as uncharacterized. Lineage: Eukaryota; Fungi; Ascomycota; Sordariomycetes; Hypocreales; Nectriaceae. The record is from RefSeq and is a predicted model, not a curated record. The transcript is spliced from 2 exons. Bases 1 to 216 code for a protein of 71 amino acids.